Molecule: messenger RNA, 558 nt
Organism: Entamoeba dispar SAW760
Lineage: Eukaryota; Evosea; Mastigamoebida; Endamoebidae
Product: guanine nucleotide exchange factor, putative
Exons: 1
Coding region: 1-558 (185 amino acids)
Biological process (GO): positive regulation of GTPase activity; Ras protein signal transduction
Cellular component (GO): plasma membrane
Molecular function (GO): guanyl-nucleotide exchange factor activity
Source: RefSeq, a predicted model, not a curated record
AUGAGAACUAUUCAAAAUUUUGAUGGAAUGAAAGCAAUUGUUACUGCAUUACAAUCUGUUUCAGUGUUUAGACUUAAAGUAUCAUGGGAAAUACUUCAACAAAGUACAAAAAAUAUAUUUAAAAAUUUAGUUCAUUUAUGUUCAGAAGAUAAUAAUUUUACUGAAUUAAGAAAAAUAAUGAAUAUUGCAAUACCACCAACAAUUCCAUUUAUUGGAAGUACAUUAACUGAUUUAAUUUAUACAAGUGAUGGUAAUAAAGCAUCAACAAAUAAUAAAUAUAAUUUUUAUAAAUUACGUGGAAUAGGUAAUUUAAUUAAAGAAAUUCAAAUGAAACAAAAAACAUCAUUUUCAUUUAAUAUUGCACCAAAUGUAAGAGACUUUAUCAAUUCGAUUCAAGUAAUUUCUAAUGAAGAUCAAUUAUUUAAUUUAUCUCAAAAACAUGAACCAAAAGUUACUGAAAAAUUUAUAGAUUUAACAAAAAAACCUUAUAAACAUGAUUCUAAAGAAGCUAAAGAACUUCUUAAAUCAUAUCUUAAAAGAAUAAAACAAUUAAAAUAA